This is a messenger RNA of Myotis brandtii (Brandt's bat), 1948 nucleotides long. RefSeq names its product mal, T-cell differentiation protein-like (gene MALL). The transcript has 4 exons. The record is from RefSeq and is a predicted model, not a curated record. Gene Ontology annotation, molecular function: structural constituent of myelin sheath. NCBI's taxonomy places the organism in Eukaryota, Metazoa, Chordata, Mammalia, Chiroptera, Vespertilionidae. The coding region runs from base 16 to 618 and encodes 200 amino acids. Gene Ontology annotation, biological process: myelination. Gene Ontology annotation, cellular component: membrane.
AGCUGUCAAAAAGGAAUGCAGUGGUGGUGGGUGAGACCCGCAGUGCGAGACUCGGCCAGCUAUGCAGAAAAACCUGCCACUGGGUAUCACCUGUGGAGCUCCUCCCUGCUUCUCCGCUCCUGGCCGGCCCCACCCGAGCCCACACCCCCAGCCUCUGCCAGGAGACUGGGCUCUGCAGACCUGAGAUCGCACGUCUUUGGGGCUCCUCCUUUGUGCUUCACAUGGGGUCAUGGCUCGGGCAGCAUCUGUCUUCAGAACCAGGUGGUGUUUGGGUUCUGGGUCUGGGUCCUGGUGGCUGCCACCCACGUGGCAAACCCGCUGCUGCAAGGAUGGGUGUUGUACGUCUCGCUGACCUCGUUCCUCAUCUCCCUCAUGUUCCUGUUGUCUUACUUGUUUGGAUUUUACAAGAGAUACGAGUCCUGGAGAGUCCUGGACAGCCUGUACCACGGGACCACCGGCAUCCUGUACAUGAGCGCGGCUGUCCUGCAGGCCCACGCCACCAUCGUCUCUGAGAGCCAGGACCUGGGCAACUACAUGACAAACACUGCGGCCACGUUUUUCGCCUUCAUCACCACCCUGCUCUACGUGCUCCACGCCUUCAGCAUCUACUACCACUGAGGGCAGGAGUCCUGCCCGGCGCGAAAUGCUCCUGUAACACGUGGACCAUGGCUCACGAAGGUCGCUUCAGCAUUCGCCAUCUGGAUGACACACAGACCAACAACACAUCAGUGGGACUAACAGACCGUCUUUUCAGACAGAAGGAUGAAAUCACACUCCGCAUAGCCUCCUGGACUUUGCAAUCCGUUGUGAUGACUGUGGACAGGCUGCGUUGUCUUUUGCCUGGGAAAGUAACUGGCUCCACAAAACGAGCUUCCAAAGCCCUCAGCACUGAGAAUCCCGAUCCACCAGCGUCACCUGGUGGAUCCACCUGGCUGGGGACCCGUCUCAGCAAUUAGGGUCCCCAGGCAGGUGUGUGGGAACGUGCAGUCUUCGUUUCUUAAAGCCGAAAUGGUGCUAGCAAUGCCUCCACAUCUCUGCUUAGAUGCAGACCCUCUCCCGCCCUGUGGUUCUGCUCUGAUCGGCAGCAAAGACCAGCCACACUGCCACCCCCAUUACAUCCCCCUUCCUUCCCUCCCCAGCUUCGGGAUCCAAUUUAGAGGCUAGAUUUGCAGGAAAAGAAGUGAGUGACUCUACAAAACUGUUAUACGGUAAGAGCUGGGGGCGGGGGGGCUGCAGGACCCUACCCGACAAGGACUACAAGCCACCUUGCCCCCCACAAAAGACCUUCAAGGAAGGAAGCAGGAUGUUACGUACAAAGACUCUCCCCUGGGCUCCUCUCACGCUAUGCGGGGCAUUUAAGGAGGCCGGGAAAGGGAUGUGCUCUUUCGUGGGUGCCCACCCCCCUCAAGUGCCCGCUGUGGUGCCACCAGAGAGGAGCCCGGGCCACUCCGCUGCCUCCUACAGCGUGGGGCUCACACGGCUGGACACAUGGCGUUCAACUUUUGGACCAUUCUCAACGAGAAGGCUGGCGUUGUGCACACAGAAACACAAAAAGAGGUGCUUGGUUUCAAAGUAAAGGUUUUCCCUGAGAAACACGGCUGUGCAUCUGGGAUUUCUCCACACCGUCCUCGGCUCCCCAGUGGGUCUCCUGGCCUCUCGGCUCGGGCAUCGCGGCUCAGGCAUCGCCCAUAACCGCACGCACCUGGGACUCCUCUUAGCUGAUUUAAGGGCUCACAGUUCCUAUCUUCUGCUCCUGGGAGAAGGGGGACAGGGAGUCACCGAAGAGAAACCGGCUUCCCUGUCGUUGACUGCUGGCUUCCCAAUUGCCCCGCUAUCUUGAAAAGCCCCCAUUUAUCUCUCUCUUUCUUGCCUGGCAGCUGCCUGGGAUGAGCACUGUUCAAUAUUUACCGAGUAGCCACAUCCAAAUAAAAGGUGUUUUACAGUAAAA